Molecule: messenger RNA, 303 nt
Organism: Hyphopichia burtonii NRRL Y-1933
Lineage: Eukaryota; Fungi; Ascomycota; Pichiomycetes; Serinales; Debaryomycetaceae
Exons: 1
Coding region: 1-303 (100 amino acids)
Source: RefSeq, a predicted model, not a curated record
AUGUUGCGUCCAACAGUGUUUAACAGAUCUGCAAUCCUCUGCAGAGGUAGCAUCAUAAAGAAACGAAAUUAUGUGAUCCAACAAACAAUUAAAGGCAUCAAAGGCAAGAUCGAUGAAGUUGGAGAUGAAGAGUCACAAGCAUCCAAAAAGACCAUAUCGAUUCUUCGAAAAAUUGGUGUUGGUUCUAUAGUAGUGGUGUUAUGUCUGCUUGGAUACGCUGCUUUAAACGAAAAACCGAAAAUAGAAGAAAAAGAAGAAGAACUUGAUUUAUCCAAGGAUAUCCGUUCAGAGUCUACCAACUAG